This is a messenger RNA of Hippopotamus amphibius kiboko, 4213 nucleotides long. RefSeq names its product DNA ligase 4 (gene LIG4). The transcript has 3 exons. Gene Ontology annotation, biological process: immunoglobulin V(D)J recombination; double-strand break repair via nonhomologous end joining; nucleotide-excision repair, DNA gap filling. Gene Ontology annotation, cellular component: DNA-dependent protein kinase-DNA ligase 4 complex; DNA ligase IV complex. The coding region runs from base 334 to 3072 and encodes 912 amino acids. Lineage: Eukaryota; Metazoa; Chordata; Mammalia; Artiodactyla; Hippopotamidae. The record is from RefSeq and is a predicted model, not a curated record. Gene Ontology annotation, molecular function: DNA binding; DNA ligase (ATP) activity; ATP binding.
ACGUGGAGGGGCCUCGGAUUCCACGGAGGAGCCCCAGGUGGCGCGUGGGCAGGCGGGGGCUGGGCAGGGGUGGCCAGAGAGGAGGGGGCCGUGUCGCGUCUGCUCAGUUUCCCAGCUGCCGCGGUCUCAAGAGAAUGCUCUCCUAAAGGCAGAGACACACUGUGUUUGCCCGUAGCACAGUGCCUGGCCCACACAGAGUCAGCAGCUGGUCUGGGCAUUACUGGCAUGGGGAUAUCAGCCAGAAGAGUGCACAGAUGAAUUUAAGUUUAUAAAACUGGAAGUGACUACGAUAACAGAGUUAAGAGAUAAACCAGAAGAUUCACCGUCGCUUUCAUGGCUGCCUCACAAACUUCACAAACUGUUGCAUCUCACGUUCCUUUUGCAGAUUUAUGUUCAACUUUAGAACGAAUACAGAAGAGUAAAGGGCGUGCAGAAAAAAUCAGAUACUUCAAAGACUUUUUAGAUUCUUGGAGAGAAUUUCAUGAUGCCCUUCAUAAGAACCAAAAAGAUGUCACAGACUCUUUUUAUCCAGCCAUGAGACUUAUUCUUCCUCAUCUGGAAAGAGAGAGAAUGGCCUAUGGCAUCAAAGAGACUAUGCUUGCUAAGCUUUAUAUUGAAUUGCUUAACUUACCUCGAGAAGGAAAAGAUGCCCUUAAACUUCUAAACUACAGAACGCCUACCAGAACUCUUGGAGAUGCUGGGGACUUUGCGUUGAUUGCAUACUUUGUGUUGAAACCCAGGUGUUUACAGAAAGGUAGUUUAUCCAUACAGCAAGUAAAUGACAUUUUAGACUCCAUUGCCUUCAAUAAUUCUGCCAAAAGGAAGGACCAAGUAAAGAAGAGUGUUCUUCAGCUUAUAACUCAGAGUUCAGCACUCGAACAAAAGUGGCUGAUACGGAUGAUUAUAAAGGACUUAAAGCUUGGUUUUAGUCAGCAGACUAUAUUUUCUAUUUUUCAUAACGACGCUGCUGAGUUGCAUAGUGUCACCACAGAUCUGGAAAAGGUCUGCAGGCAACUGCACGAUCCUGCGGUCGGACUCAGUGACAUUUCUAUCACUUUAUUCUCUGCCUUUAAACCCAUGCUGGCCGCUAUAGCAGAUAUCGAGCGAAUUGAGAAGGACAUGAAACACCAAAGUUUCUACAUCGAAACCAAGCUAGACGGUGAGCGUAUGCAAAUGCACAAGGAUGGGGACGUGUACCGGUACUUCUCCCGCAAUGGGUACAACUAUGAGGACCAGUUUGGUGCUUCCCCACAGGAAGGUUCCCUUACACCGUUCAUCCACAGUAUAUUCAAAACAGAUGUACAAAACUGUAUCCUCGACGGCGAGAUGGUGGCCUACAACCCUAACACACAAACUUUUUUGCAGAAAGGGAAUAAUUUUGAUAUUAAAAGAAUGGUAGAAGAUUCAGAUCUGCAGACAUGUUACUGUGUUUUUGAUGUAUUGAUGGUUAAUAAUAAAAAGCUAGGACAGGAGACCCUGAGAAAGAGGUAUGAAAUCCUUAAUAGUGUGUUUACACCAGUGCCAGGUAGAAUAGAAAUAGUGCAGAAAACACAGGCUCAUACCAAGAAAGAAGUAAUUGAUGCUUUGAAUGAAGCAAUAGAUAAAAGGGAAGAGGGGAUCAUGGUAAAACAGCCUCUGUCCAUUUACAAGCCAGGUAAAAGAGGUGAAGGAUGGUUAAAAAUUAAACCAGAGUAUGUAAAUGGUCUGAUGGAUGAGCUGGACAUCCUAAUUGUCGGGGGCUACUGGGGGAAAGGUGCCCGGGGUGGAAUGAUGUCUCAUUUUUUGUGCGCAGUGGCAGAGAAGCCCCCUUCUGGAGAAAAGCCAUCAGUGUUUCAUACUCUCUGUCGCAUCGGCUCAGGUUACACCAUGAAAGAACUGUAUGACCUGGGUUUGAAAUUGGCCAAACACUGGAAGCCUUUUCAUAAGAAAGCUCCACCAGGUAGCAUUUUAUGUGGAAUAGAGAAGCCAGAGGUGUACAUCGAACCAUGCAAUUCAGUUAUUGUUCAGGUUAAGGCCACAGAGAUCGUCCCCAGUGAUAUGUAUAAAACUGGCUGCACGUUGCGUUUUCCAAGAAUUGAGAAGAUAAGAGAAGACAAAGAAUGGCAUGAGUGCACGUCUCUGGAGGACUUAGAACAACUUCGAGGGAAAGCCUCCGGAAAGCUCGCGUCUAAGCACCUGUGCAUGGGUGGCGAUGACGACGAACCACUGGAGAAAAAGAGGAAAGCUGCCCCGAGGAGGAGGAAAGUUAUUGGAAUUAUCGAGCACCUAAAAGCACCCAACCUCUCGAACAUAAACAGAGUUUCGAAUAUAUUUGAAGAUGUGGAGUUUUGUGUCAUGAGUGGAACAAACAGCCACCCAAAGCCUGAUCUGGAGAACAGAAUCGCAGAAUUGGGUGGUUACGUAGUCCAGAAUACAGGCCCAGACACGUACUGUGUGAUUGCGGGCUCUGAGAACAUUCGCGUGAAGAACAUCAUCUCGUCAGAUAAACACGAUGUCGUCAAGCCCGAGUGGCUCUUAGAGUGUUUUAAGACCAAAAGCUGUGUGCCGUGGCAGCCUCGUUUCAUGAUCCACAUGUGUCCGUCAACAAAACAGCACUUCGCCCGGGAAUACGACUGCUACGGGGACAGUUACUUUGUGGAUACAGAUUUGGCCCAACUGAAAGAAGUGUUCUCAGGAAUUAAGAACCCUGGUGAGCAGACUCCUGGGGAAAUGGGUCCCGUGCUUGCCGAUUUGGAGCACCGGUAUUGCUGGGAUAGUGCUCCUCUUAGCAUGUUUCGACACCACACUGUUUAUUUGGACUUGUAUACUGUUAUUAAUGACCUAAGUACCAAAAUCGAGGGAGCAAGAUUGGCUGUCACAGCCUUGGAGCUUCGAUUUCAUGGAGCAAAAGUAGUUUCUCAUUUAGCCGAGGGAGUGUCUCACGUCAUCAUUGGGGAGGAUCAGAGUCGGGUUGCAGACUUUAAAGCUUUUCGAAGGAAUCUUAAGAGAAAGUUUAAAAUCCUACAAGAAUGUUGGGUAACUGAAUCAAUAGACAAGAGUGAAUUACAGGAGGAAAAUCAAUAUUUGGUUUGAGACUAGCUUUCCUAGUGAGGAAAGCCUCUGAUCUGGCCGACUCAUCACAACAGGUUAUCAUGAUGAAAUAUUAAACUACGUUUUAUUUUAAUCUCUUAAAAUCUUUGCUUAAACAAUAUUGUUAGAUACAGAGACACACUAAUCAUAACUUUUGAUAUAGAAAUGACACCCAGUGGCCUAAUGUCAAGAAAGAAAAAUUUUUAGCACUGUAGUAUUUGUUUUUAUAACCAAGAUGAUAUGAAAAGUUUAAUGUUACAAUCUUACAGAUAUCUACAAUUUUGAUUCAGAUAUUAAUAAAAUAGAUUUAGAAGCUUUUAGAGUCAUUAAAAGUAGUGGCCUAAACAGGAUUUUCUGAAGUCAAAUCAAAAUUUAAUAAUAGUUUUUGUCUAAUAAAAGCAUUGCAAGAAAAAAAUCAGAAUUGUUGAAAUUGGACUUGUAAAUAUAUGUCUUUUUAAGUUGAAGGCUAGAAUUCCUCUUUUAAAUGUGAAAUGUAAACAAAUUUAUUUUUUAAGGUUAAGGUUAAGCUCAUGAGUAAAUACCUUGUUAAUGAGGUCAUUAGCUAAAUCAGGGGAAGUUGAGUGAGAUUUAAUCGUCUAAAAACUUCAAGUUAGAUCAGUUUGAUUUUUAAAAUCUCUUGAAGUUUUAAAAGUGCUUAGCCCACACUUAACUUUUUUUCUAAAAUAGAGCAUGUUUUAAAGAAAAUAUUUUAUAUGGAUCUGUACUUCAGUGUAGAUAGUAUUCAUAAAGAGUGGUUUUCCUACGUGUAACCCAUUGAGUAGGUGUCAAAGUGGCAUGUGUUGUAACUUUCUUUACAGAGAAGUAAAUUGCUUUGACUUUUUAAAAUGACUUAUUUAUCCUUAGGUUAUUUAAAGUGUGUAUAGUAUGUGUAUCUAUUUAUUUAUAUAUAUAUGUAAUGUCUGGAUUUAUAUACCAAAUAUAUAAAUACCGAAAUAUACCAAAUUUGCAGUAUAUACAUUUUGAAAAAUAUAUUUUCAUGACAUCAGUUAAAUACUUGGAAUUUGGUACCUGAGAAACCCUGUGUAGAUUAUUCACCUGUAAUUAAAAAUUUUAGCCAAGCAGUGGAACAAAUGUAUGUUAUUUUGUUAUAUUUCUUAAUUUAAAUAAAAUAUUUAAUAUACUA